Synchiropus splendidus (mandarinfish) is the source of this 6720-nucleotide messenger RNA. RefSeq names its product sorbin and SH3 domain containing 2a (gene sorbs2a). The record is from RefSeq and is a predicted model, not a curated record. The transcript has 27 exons. Gene Ontology annotation, cellular component: plasma membrane. Lineage: Eukaryota; Metazoa; Chordata; Actinopteri; Syngnathiformes; Callionymidae. Gene Ontology annotation, molecular function: protein binding. The coding region runs from base 851 to 5176 and encodes 1441 amino acids.
GCUCGCGCAGAUUGACCGUUGCCAUGGCGACACCGCGACCCAACGGCAAGCUCACGGCAGGCGGACGGUGAAUGAAACUACCCGGGGCCAUCUUGCACAUCACUAGCCAACGCUCACACGGAAGUCCGAGCCAGGUUGGAAGCACUUUGGCUCCGCGUGGGAGUCGUGUUGUCGGCGGCGGUCGGACGGAACGUGCCGGCACGUCCAGUGAGGUGUCAGUGGUGAGAAAGGCGGGGGGUGGAGGGGCUGCUGCAUUGCUAUGUGACCCCCCGGGGAGAGGGAGUUGCCGUUAUUUCAGUUGCGCUGACCGACUUCGACAACAUCCGAAACAGGUGUACGCUUUCAUCACACCGGUGCCCUGUUAGCUCCGCGCUAGCAGCGCGAGACGCCACUGGAAAACAACAACAACAGCAGCGGGAGCGGGGGCGAUGACUCGGAAUUAUCCCUUGAACUGAGUACAAAGGAGGACGGCGCUGACGUUGAUGUUCAGCACUGGAGCCACAAGCUUUUAAGCUCCACACAGAAGUGCCGACGCUACUAACUAAAGCAGGGAAGUUCAGCUUAAAUCCCCCCCCAACAUAAUCUCUAUUGUUGGAUCAGCCGGUGCGAUAGCAGCAGUUCCUGGAGCUUCGACAUUUGCAGUUUUUUCCCCUGCCAUUCAAGGAACACUUCAUGGAAUUAAGCUGGACUUAGACGAAAGAGGGCUGAAAAGACAGUCACUACAGCUGGUUUGAUUGGAGGGAAAAGACUCGCAACUCACCUGCACCUGACUUGGCAUACCAAGUAGUAGUUUCUGGUUUUAUGACGGAAAGUGUGUCUCCCUGCUGUGGACUAAGAAGUGCUCUUCAAAAUGAAUACAGAUAGCGGAGGAUAUGAACGCAAAAGUGUGGCCUUGUCACUCAUACUCUCUCCCAUGAAGAGGGUCCAGAGCACACCAAAUCUAGCCACAGGGAGUGAGACUCACUCGACAGACUUUGAUGCGUGGAGGUCACACAGUGUGACAGAUGGCCUUAAGAACGGUGAUGCCACCAGCUCGUCUCUCGCUGCCAAAGGUUUCCGCAGCGUUAGACCCAACCUGCAGGACAAGAAGUCGCCAACGCAGGGGCUGCUCUCCCCUGACCCCACCCCACAGUACUACUCAUAUCGCUGCCACAGCUCCGAGUCACUCGACUACCUGUCAGGUUUAAUGCCCAAGGCGCUGUCACCCACCCCGUACGUGUCCUUCACGCCGGGGUCGGUCAGCGGGCAGCUCCUCCCCGGGGUCAACAGCAUCGGCAGCUGCCUGUCGCCCUCAGCCUCCCCUGUGACCGUUUCCGCUCUCAGCCACUACUCCACAUCUACAGCAGGCCUCCUGGACGAGCUGCAGAUCUGCAGCCUGGACUCACCCGGCUGCUCGCCCACGCCAUCUCCCACCCUCAGCCAUGUCUCUGCCUACACAUCCACCGCUGGCCGUGAAGAUGUGCUAACAGCCUCCACUGCUGCGGCUGCGGCUGUCACUAACGGUCAGGUCAUCUCUCAUGCUAUGAAUGGAAGCAGCGGCGCUCCACUGAGACCCCUCUCCCCUCCGUCCUACCCUCCUCCACCCAGCUCUCUCCACACCAAGCUCCCGAGACAAAGUAGGAGCUCAGAGGGCAGUGAGUCAUUUACCAGAGAGUCAGUGGUGUCAGGCAGCACAGUAAUCAGCAGCACUGUCCCCAUCGCACGCUACUCAGAGGAAGAGAAGAAAGUGUCAGUCAUUAAAGCUCCACACUACGAAGGCAUCGGACCCGUGGAUGAUACCGGCAUUCCUAUUGCCAUCCGUACGACGGUUGACAGGCCCAAGGACUGGUACAAAACCAUGUUCAAACAAAUCCACAAGGUCCACAAAGCGGAUGACGACUAUUCGGACACAUACAGCGCCACGUAUGCUUUCAUCAACAAUGACGACUACAGCCAAUCAUCUAACCCCACCAUGGCCCACCCACCUCCAAGGACUCACACGUACAGACCGCUUUCCAAAAGCCCCUCAGACCACAGUGGACAUCUAGCUCCUCGAGAGCCAUCACCGUCACUUGGUCCUCCUCCACCUCCGCCCAUGCCCUCGCUCCUCCAGCUGAGAGCCCGUGACAGUGAUCGAGACAAAGACACACCUGAUAUGAAUGAGUGGGGACCCCCGGACAAAAAAGUGGACACAAGGAAGUACCGAGCCGAACCGAAGAGUAUUUUUGAAUAUGAGCCAGGGAAGUCCUCCAUUUUGGAAUGUGAGAGGCCGAGCAAUGAUGAUGUAGAUUUAGAGAACGAGCCUUGGUAUAAGUUCUUUUCCGAGUUGGAGUUUGGGCGGCCGCCUCCUAAAAAAAGACUGGAUUACAAUCCAGACAUCGCGGCUCGCCGGCUCAUUGAGACGUCCUUACACAUCGCUCCUGCUGACAAGACUCCAGAGAGACCUGCGAGCGCUGCCAGUGACUACAGGAAGAGAAGGAAGUCUGAGCCUUCAAACUCGCAAGGGAAUCUUCCGUCUAGUCUAAACCGAGCUGUAACAUCCCCCAAACCAGUGGACACCUACCGACCCAGCAGCAGCCUGAGGAGAGCUGCCGUUCGCUCCUCGCCGUCGUCCCCUUCUAAAGCCAAAGGUGGGGACGCAUGCAUCAUGUUUUCAAACAGUUCGACCUCUCCAGGUCCAGAUCUGCCAUCUGUUCCCUCCGACUCUGAACUUUGCACUGAGGGAACCAGCCACAGUUCGUCCUCCAGGCAGUCAGUCUUAUGUGACAGGCAGACGAAACACGAUGGGAAUUCAGCUCCUGGAAAGCUUAGGUCCCGAAGUUGCGACGACUUGCUCAACGACGGUCAUCCGGCGUCAGGUCGAUGUAAUGCCACUCGCUCAGAAAGCGCCGGCUCUCUGGUCUGCGAUGAAAAUCUUUCCACAUCCAUCGGCUCCAACUCGAAUCAGUCGCUGCCUCGGGUCCGCCGCCGACGGGCGCAUGACUCUCCGGGCUUUCUCCAGCUUUAUCGUAAAAUGCACCAGAUCGACCGAGCUCACCUGAUCCCGUCCGAACUCAUCCGCUCAGUCCGGGCUCGCAUCCUGGAUUUGGAGCGACAGCCUCACAUACAUCGCCAUCCUCUCUCUCCUUGGACGCCAUCCUGGCGUGUGGAGGUUCCAGCUGACACUGUGCCAAACCGUAUUUCUGAAUAUGAGCGCCUUAUCCAGAAGUCCAAAUCCAUGCCCAAUCUUGGCAACGGAGAGUUGCCCUCUGGUACCACCACCCCUGGCGGGUCCUCAUCCCGAGCCAGCAGCGGAGGUGCCGGCACGCCAAAUUACCCAAAGCGUCGUUUCUCUAUAGAGUCCUUGCUGGAAGAAGAUGCCAGCCCCGGCAGAAGUGAACCGCCGUCCAUGGAUCAUUUCCAUCGGCCUCGGAGCCCCCCCGAAGGCCAGCCGAGAGUCGGUCCGGACCCGGGUCGUGGACGUCUUGCUCCGCCUCCUCCUGUUCCUCAAGUGCCACAAGCCAGCGCUGACUACUCAGACAGUGAGCAAGAUGCUUUCGCGUCUGACCUCAGUGACUUCAUCCAGGUGGAGGGGUCUUCAUUUUGCAGCGAGAGUGACUUUGACCACUGUUCACUGACGUCCUCUGAGAGCCUUUACAACUCCACCACCCUCCACCACCACCUCCGUCACCACCACCAUCAUCACCACCAAAGUGUGGGCCACAGCCAGGGCUACCAACACCGCCACCUUAUCAGCACCUGCAAGGGCCGCUGCCCCGCCACUUACACCCGUUUCACCACCAUGCUUCGCCACGAGCGGGAGCGAGCGCGGCAGGAGCACCAGAGACCCCCCCACCAAAGCAGAAGCAGAGGUUCCCAAAAUCCUAGCUCACAGUGCCAGCAACCCAUGUCCAAGCUGGCCUACCUGGUCAGCCCAGUGCCUUUCCGCAGAAAAAAGGGCUCCCCACCUACCUCCAGGAGAAACAACGAUGGCGCCGGUCGUAGCAGCAGACCCAAGUCCAAGCAGGCCAUUUACGAAGCCCUGGACGCGGCGUUGAGGGACAUUUACGAGCACAUUCAAGCCGAAAGAGGCCACCGAGGCACCCGGCCGCCCGACGAAAGCAUCCUGAGAAGAAUACUGGCUGAACUGCUGCCAAAUGUGCCUGAAAGAAGCUCCUCAUUACGGGGGAGGCGGGGGUGUUGGCACGCAGGUCACUCUUCCUCAUCAUUAAACCCAGAUGGCAGCCCGGUAUUCAGAGAGCCGUCCACGCCGCAGUCACAGUCGCCACGGCUACAGUCGCCAAUCAGUGCCUGUUACGGACGCCAUUCGGACGCGGCCAACAAUAAUGAUUAUGAAGAGCAGGGGAAUGGAAAUGGUCUCUUUUAUUCAGACCAGGAUGUCUCCAGGAGUUACUCCACCAUGGACGGACGCCACACGCCUCAGAGCAGGAGACCCACACCUGACAGAGAGGUCUCCCACAAGCAGAUGACACAACUCAUUCUCUUCUCUCUCCUUCAUCAGAAGCAGCCGGCCCGAGCCAUUUAUGAUUUUAAGGCACAGACGGCCAAGGAGAUCAGUUUUAAGAAGGGGGAUGCUGUAAACAUCAUCCGGCAGAUCGACAACAACUGGUACGAAGGAGAGCACCGGGGGCGCGUGGGGAUCUUCCCCAUAUCCUAUGUGGAGAAAAUGCCGUCGGUGGAGAAGCAUCAGCCUUCGCGGCCUCCUCCGCCGGCGCACGUCAGAGAGAUCGGCGAGGCAGUUGCUCGCUAUAACUUCAAUGCUGACACUAACGUGGAGCUGUCUCUCAGGAAGGGCGAGAGGGUCGUCGUGCUCAGGCAGGUCGACCAGAACUGGUACGAGGGUAAAAUUCCAGGAUCAACCAAACAGGGAAUCUUCCCUGUUUCCUACGUCGACAUCAUCAAACGCUCUCCGGGAAAGAAUGCUGCUCAACACCUGGAGCCCCAUGGUUUCCAGGGCAGCAGGACACCGAGCUCCACUCCUGUCAAGAGAUUAGUCCAAGAUGCACUGCAUGGUGGAGGAGACCCGUACCAGGCGCUGUACAACUACAUGCCCCGAAACGAGGACGAGCUGGAGCUGAAAGAAGGCGACGUCGUGGACGUGAUGGAGAAAUGUGACGACGGCUGGUUCGUUGGAACCUCUCGAAGAAGCAAGUUGUUUGGAACUUUCCCAGGAAACUACGUGAAGCAGCUCCAAUGAUUCCGACCCACCACGACCCCCUUCGCCCCCCCCGCGCUGCCCCACUCACUCGCAGGCUUCACACAGCUCUUACUAGCCACCUUUAUCAGACGAUAUUUUUUAUCAAUUUGACCUUUUUAUCCUCAUUUUUCUACCAUGGAGAACCUCUGUCCCCCUGAAGGAAAGCUGCAGGUGUGAUGUCCCAGGAUGGCGACGGUGCGGUCGAGGAGACGCUACGGUAUUUCACCCGUCUGGUUCAAGUGGGAACGAUCAACGUGAUCUGGAUCCACCUGCACUGACGCACAGACAUGGGACUGAUACUUUCAGGAGUGGCUUUUGAAAACGUGUCAGCACAUGGUUCUUAAAGGGUCCAUAGAGGGUUACGUCCCAAGAUGAUGUACAUUUUUCAUUAUACUAAGUGACCUGACUGGUGGAUCGGAGGGGCAUGUGAAUUGGUCACAUGACAUCGAAAUGUAGACAUCGGCCUUCAUCCGUGUCCAGUGGGGAGCCAUGACCCCGCCCCCCCAGCUGAUCACCUUUUUGUCCAGCGUAACUUCUACCGAUCCAUGAUCACGUGAUCAUCAUCUCACUUCUGUUUGGCCCAAUGAUCCGUAAAACACAGAUGAUGUUUAGCUUUACUUGUCCUUCCCUGUAAAAUAAAUAACUUUAAAAAACUAUUUUAUAAAUAUGAACAUAGCUAAAAUGCUAACAGGCUUAGCAUUUGAGUUGUCAUGGACUAGAGCUUGGUCAUUAUUUUAGAGCCCAUUAGGAGGCGCUGUGUCAAGAGCGCCAUCUACUGAGCUCUGAAGACGAGGACAUUGUUUCAUGAAUAUUCACCCAGUCACUGAGCAGUGACACACUGGAGGCCUCAACGUGACUUUCAGUAAACAUGCUUUGUCUCAUGGGCCUAACUCGACAUCUGCGAGGAAAAUAUUUUGUCGAUGGCAGCACUGAAUUGUCUUUCUCCCUGGGAUCAAAUCAGAGGUUUUAAUCGACCCAAUGUGGAGUCUAUGGGCCCUCUAAGACUUCUAGGUUUUAUUUAAACAAACAAUUUACUUCUCAGUACUUCAGAGUGUUUAAAUCUUUAUUUUGAUGCACUUUACUUUCACGUUUGUUUAUUUCACAGAGACGUAGCUCACGAUCAGCUAGAUCAGGCCUGACGAGUGGAUCCUCGAACAUGAUAAACAUAACUGUGUUGAAACUAGUGGCAACGUUGGACGAUCGGAACUCAAGCAGUAUUCUCCUUCUCAUCUGUUCAGAGCUUCACUCUCUUUUCUGUCGUUUUAAAUACCAGCAGAGUUUGUCACGCCGUCGUCAAUAUACUUACAUGUUUAGCUGCAAAUUUCUUGUUUUUUUGUUUGGUUUUUUUUUGGUCACUUUCGGUCGCGCCAGACGACACUGGUGAAUUGUCAAAGCACCUUAAGAUUUAUUUAAUCAUCAGUCCACUCCCUGGAACUCGGCUGGUGCGCGUGUGUCUGCGUGAUGUUUUUGUAAGCGUUUCGUAUGAGAGCUGUAAAAAAACGUCCACCUGCUUUAUAAAGUUUGCUUUUCGUCACCACCACUUU